CCGUUAGUCAGGCCCGCCUCUCCGCAGGCUCCGCCCCCGUAGCCCCGCCCUCCCUGUUUCUGGACUGCCUUCCAGCGCAGCAUGAGCCGCUGAGAGCUGGUCAGCGGGCGCCUAGAAAUGGACCAAUUUUGACAAGAUGUAGUGCGGUAGCACUCCUGGUUGGACAUGUUCAGUCAUGGCAUCCGAACUCUGUAAGACGAUCUCUGUGGCCAGGCUUGAAAAGCACAAGAAUUUGUUCUUAAAUUACAGGAACCUGCACCAUUUUCCACUGGAGUUACUGAAAGAUGAGGGGCUGCAGCACCUGGAGAGGCUCUACAUGAAAAGGAACUCCCUCACAACCUUGCCAGAAAACCUUGCUCAGAAGCUUCCAAACCUUGUGGAACUGUACCUUCACUCGAAUAACAUAGUUGUGGUUCCAGAAGCCAUCGGGUCCCUUGUGAAACUCCAGUGUCUGGAUCUCAGUGACAAUGCCUUAGAGAUCGUUUGCCCAGAGAUUGGUCGUCUGAGAGCGUUACGUCAUCUUCGAUUGGCUAAUAACCAGCUACAAUUCCUACCUCCAGAGGUUGGCGAUUUGAAGGAGCUGCAGACACUAGACAUUUCUACCAACCGUUUGCUAGCUUUACCCGAGAGGCUUCACCUGUGCCUUUCUCUGCAGUACCUCACUGUGGACCGCAAUCGGCUCUGGUGUGUGCCGCGUCAUCUCUGCCAGCUGCCCAGCCUCAAUGAGCUCUCCAUGGCUGGAAACCGUCUUGCAUCUUUGCCAGUUGACUUAGGUCGCUCUCGAGAACUGCAGUAUGUGUAUGUGGAUAACAACGUCAACCUGAAAGGCCUGCCCUCAUACCUCUACAACAAAGUCAUCGGCUGCAACGGCUGUGGCAUCCCCAUCCAGUUGUCAGAGGUGAGACUGCUGACCUUCUCAUCUGGGGAGCUGACCGUGUUCCUCCCAGCAGAGGUGAAGGCAAUAGGCACAGAGAAGGAUCACGUCCUACCGCUGCAAGAGCUGACCAUGCGCAGUCUCCACCGCACCUACCAUGGGCUUUGGAAAGAUCUGAACUUUUUGUCUCCAAUCUCAUUACCCAAAAGUCUCCUGGAGCUGCUGCACUGCCCCCUGGGGCACUGUCACCGGUGUAGUGAGCCCAUGUUUACCUUUGUCUACCCUAAGCUCUUCCCCUUGAGAGAGACGCCAAUGGCAGGCCUGCACCAGAGGAGGACAAGUAUUGGCUUCGUGGCCUACUGCUGCUCCGCCCAGUGUCUGCGGACUUUUAACCUGCUGUGUUGACAAACACUCGGAGCCUUAGGAGCACUGCCAGCUCAGCCACUGCAGCUGCCUGCCAUCGCCCAGUGUGCGGCCGCCGGGCCAGGAGAGUCCAGCAAGGCAGGACAGACCCUUCCUGUCCUGUCCAGAGGAGAGGCAUGCUGAACUCUCUGGAAAUGUCUUGAUUGGCCUUCACCUUUCCCUCAAGUUGGAAUAUAUCCUGCCCCAAAUUAAGGACGUUUUGUCUUCUGUGUCUUUCUUUUUAUGUGAGAGUGUCUCAUAUAUAAACUUAGCCAGAUGAGCUUCCCCCCAUCUAAUUUAAAGCAAGCUGCAGUUCCCUAAAGAACUCUUAAUCUGAUAAUAGAACCAAAUUAACUGUUGGAUGACAUACCUUUGGUGAUGAUCCUCUGCCUUUCCCCAGAGGAUGAUUUUCCCUUGAGAUUAUUCUCUGUAGCUUCCGCAUUGGAAACUUGUCAGCUUCUAGAGUCUCUGCAGCCCCUAUGGCCUCAGCAGCCAGCACAGCAGGAGAGGGAGCCGGGGCUGGCACAGUCAGGCUCCUGCAGAGGGACAGCUGGCUCCAGAGCACACCCUCUGGAAAGUUCCUGUCUUAUUUCUAAGUUUUGCAACCUAUGAAGACAUUUUUUGAGAGAGAUUUAAAAACAAAAAUGUAAUUAAAUAUACUUUUGUUCUAAACUACUACUACAGAAAAAGACAUUUUGAAAUGUCUGAGAUUUUCUUAGCAAAAUUGGAAACGUUGAGGCUUCUAAUCCUCUGCUUAGUGGGGCUUAGUGGUAUUUACCUGGUACCACCAAUGAAAUUGCCUUCAUUUUCUCAGACUUCUCCCUAGGGAAACAAGGAAUGAACGGGUCCACAUGAGUUUCCUUUGCCAGAGAGAUGAGCUCUCUGGGGGACAUCUGAUUUGCUCUCCUUUGAAGGGAUGCUGCUGUAAUCUGCUUUACUUUCAGGAGUCCGUUAGCUUGCUGUGGAGUGAGUGCUGCUUUUGGGGGUGAAAGUUCUAUGUUUACUGCUAUGAUUUAUGUAAGACAAGACUGAAAGGAGAAUCAAGAAGGGUUACUAGGUGGAAAAACUAUUUUCCAAAACUUUGGUUGGUGACAUUUUGUUAGCCAGCCUAACUGUAAUUCUAGGUUCUAACCGUGCCAAAAAUCCUACAUAGUUACUGACAAGUGUGUGAUCUCUUUGCAGUCACACCACCUGCUGCCCGAAAAGCAGUCUCUCCAAGUAAUGGCAGAGGCAGAAAGCGGCCAUGCAUGCCAUGGUUGCCACUGUCCCUACUUCUUCCUGUCCCUUUCACAACUUCUCUGUUCAGCCUUAAUAUUUCAAAGGCCUACAGUAUAAUAGGAACUGAGCAUCUGGAUCAAACGUACCUCUUCUGUCAUCCUUCGGAAUAAUGGAAGUUUCAGCACAACCCUACAUGUACAUAAGCUGGAAGCAGGAAAAUGUGACCUGACACUUCACAUAUGUGUUUGACUUAAAGGAACGUCAGUGAAAUACAGGGCUGCGUCUUUGUUUCACCCUCGACCAUCUUAUGUCUUAAGUGGAGCUGUGAAAUGUCACCCUGAUACUCAGGAAUUCUCAAUGAGAGGUGUGGGAUACUUUUGUUCUAACUUGUUUAAAUUCUUAAUAAAGUGUUUACACUCC
Rattus norvegicus (Norway rat) is the source of this 2914-nucleotide messenger RNA. It is a transcript of the gene Lrrc28, whose product is annotated as leucine rich repeat containing 28. The record is from RefSeq and is marked provisional. The transcript is spliced from 10 exons. NCBI's taxonomy places the organism in Eukaryota, Metazoa, Chordata, Mammalia, Rodentia, Muridae. The coding region runs from base 176 to 1279 and encodes 367 amino acids.